This is a messenger RNA of Colletotrichum paranaense, 1992 nucleotides long. RefSeq lists its product as uncharacterized. The transcript is spliced from 4 exons. The record is from RefSeq and is a predicted model, not a curated record. The coding region runs from base 1 to 1992 and encodes 663 amino acids. NCBI's taxonomy places the organism in Eukaryota, Fungi, Ascomycota, Sordariomycetes, Glomerellales, Glomerellaceae.
AUGGCUACUAGGCCGCGGAAGAGAAGCCAGCCCAUGGACGAGGAUCCUCCUCUCUUUUCCUAUUCAACAGCCUCCGCUUCUGUCCCUACAACUACACCUUCAUCGACGCCUGCCUCUACACCCUCGCCUGGAGACAACAACUCCAACAUCAAUGUCCAGGAUUCCCAAAUAUGGAGCCCGGUAGGAGACUCCGAGUUUCCAUGGUUCUCUCAUGGAGCCAACACUCCCCGGCAAAGACGUCGAGUGUCUAAACCCCUUGAGGGUGACCGGCCCCUGGCACGAUCAAAGCCAUCAAUCCCUGAUCCGUCGACGACAUCGACUAGACAUGGGGCACCGUAUGGCCCACCAGUUUCUCCUCACCCGCCGCCAGAUGUGAUUUUCUCUCCGCGACUCCCUACUAUAGAGGCCGACUCGGCGGAGGAUUUGGACCUCACGAAUCCCUUCGAGGAUAACGCCGAUGAUGCGGAUCGUCUCGUCCUGGGCAAAACCCGUAUUCAGGCCGGAACUAUUAUUGAUGGAUACAUCAAGUUCCACAGCGGCAAGUCGAGGGCAGCCAACCUACCGCGUCGACAGGCGGCGAUACAACCGUCUGAUCCCCAGGCUCUCCUGUCAGAACUAUGUUCUCAAACGUUCUUGUUCGAGGCAGGCCUUGAAGACAAUUGUGACAAAAAUCUCUUCCAGUUUUACGUCAAGGCAUGGUGUUCUGGCCGGAGUGUCCUCCACAAAACCAACUGCUGGCUCGUCAACAUCCCCCGAAUAAUGAAGGACAGCUCUUGUGUCAAGCACGCGAUGCUAGCGCUUGCUGGAACAUAUGUCCUCGACUACCAACCCGAAGAGAGCAUUCGACAAGUAGUCAAUGCACACUAUAAACGAGCCGUCCUACUCUUGACGAUGGCUUUGAGAGAGGAGGCUCGGAGUCCCAGUCCCACGGAACACGAGUCAAACAGCCUGAUUGCCGCCGUGACGCUGCUAAACAUGAUCGAUGUUGUAUCCCCAGAGCAACGUCGGCCGCCGAGUGCGGUUCCUCGUUGGCUAGAAGGUGCUCGCCUCGCUUGUCGUUUGCUGGAUAAGUCGGAUCCGGGUCAUCGCUUCUGGGUACCCUCCAACAUUCAGCCUUCCGACAUGCAGAUGGGCAACAUGAUCAUCGCCGCCAGGGCCGCCAUCAUAGCCCUUCCCAUGGCUCCUCUUGAUUCGAAAGACACAGGAGAGCAAUUUUCUUGGCUGUGCCAGGGCACUGAGCCGGAGACUCGCAGGAUACAUGGUGGAUGCGGCAUGUCGCCGAUACUUCUUUCUCGUUUUGCUCAGAUUACACAAUUAGCAGCAUGGUUGUGGGAAGACCCCAGUAGCAACGAUUUUCACAUGAAAUCGAGCAGCAAAAUAGUCCGCCAAGAUUUGGGCAGGUUGCAUCAGUGGACACAACCCGCCGCCGAGUCUCCGUCCUCUUCGGCCACAACGCGAUCGGAUCAAUCUCGAGAUACAUCAGACAAACGCGCUAUCGAAGAUCGCAUUAAGCGAAACGAUUUCGGCCUUGUGAUGGACGCAGAAUCUAUGACGGAAGUCACGGCCGAAGCAUGGCGUCUAGCAGCCCUCAUCUACCUUCGCUGCCGCCUCGAGAGACUACCUCGCUCUCACCCAGACGUCGUAUCUGAGGUUGACCAGCUGGUGAAAUGCAUUGACAUGAUGCCAACCUAUGGCACCUUCUUCACUGCGCAAUCUCCAUUCUUCCCGGUCUUCCUCCUAGGAAUUGUGGCCACGACAGAGGCACAUAGUCUUUGUGCCCUGAACUGGUUUCGAUCGGUCGUCAGCACCAGUUGUCGCUCGAGCGUGCCCCCUGCUUUCAACUCCCUUCUGCGUAUCCGUCAUUGGAUAACGGCCAACGUUGAUGACAACAUUCCUUCCGACCUUCCUGACCUCAUUUCAGAGCGACACUCCUGGUGGGAGCCACUCGUGGCGCACAUUAUUUCUACCGAAGGAACUUUGUGUUUGAUCUAG